CGCACACACACGGCGGCCAACAGCAGUGGAGGUGACGUAUUGUUUCGGUGAACGAGUGGCACAGCUCAGUGUGUUGCUGUGUGUGAAGUGUGUGGUGUGUGUGUGACACACAGAGCAGGUGACUGGACGUCCCAGCUUGGCGGGCCUGUCGUCGUUGGGACCUGCUGCACUUCUUCCCUUCUCGGCAGCUCCCAGGCGCCCCCUUGGCCCUCGAAAAGUGGUCCACCAGCUCCAGGACUUCUUUCUCUUGUGCCUUCCACUGACUCGGACCCUUCACUAUGGGAGCCUGUGUGACGGCGUUGAUCGUCAUCGCUACCAUCUUCGGUCCCAUCACCUUGGUCUUCAUCGCCGUCUCGUUCGGCACCGACAACUGGUUGGAGUUUAAUGUCGACCGCAGCAAGCUGACGAUCGACGAAAGAGGCAACUUUGAUUUCAGUCGCUACACCCACACCAGAAACAGAGGACUGUUCAGAGAGUGCUACCCCGGGAACGACACUGCAUUUCUGGACAAGUCUCAAGGAGUCGUGGAUGGCUACUGCUUUAACAUCAACUACGAACUUCCAGAGAACAGAAACGUCAGUGACGACUUCCUGUCGAGAAUACAUCUUCUUAGGCUGUUCCUGGCCUUCUACAUCAUCUCCCUCGUCUUCUUUGUAGCGGCCUACGUCUUCGGCCUCAUCCUGUGCUGCUGGCGUGUGUCCCGCUGGGCCUACAUCGCGGGUCUCUGCGCCUACAUCUCAGCUUUCAGUGUUGCGGCGGCUAUAGCCUUCUUCCACGGGGCUGAAUACCUUGAGCGCAAUAAGCUGACAGAGGCAGAGUUCUACAACGCAUGGUCGUCAACAAUCAAGGCGGCAACGCGUCGCAACUACGGGUGGUCAUAUGCACUGGGGUGGGUGGGUAUGAUCCUGGCUGCAUUGACUGCAACCUUCUACUCGCUGGCUGGCUGUUACAUCACGUCUGCACGUUAUGAGGAUCGUGAGCGCUUUGACAAAGACCCGUCCACCAGGGGGCGUGACUACCCAAUAGCUUUGGAGCCGAUGUACGCAGUGGAAGACCCGUAUGUGAUCAAACCCUACGCUGGCCCCAGCCCGUACGCCUACCCGCCAACGUACGGACACCCUCGCGCGUACACGGGCCCCUACAUCCUCGAGUCCCCCCGCUACGCCAUCGGGUAUGGCAGCGAGGGUCGUGACCUGUGGACCAUGCGAGAGAUGAGCAGCUAGAGACACCUUCAGGCUGGCAUCAGGAUCACCCAAGAUCAGAGGUUUUACUACCAAGAAGCUAUGUUUGCGAACGCGUUCUUCUGAAGCGAACUGCCUUGCCUUAUGUUUUUGGUAAAGGUUAGGACAUUUUACUGUUUAGCCAAAAGCUUUGUACUUAAAAAUAAAAAAAGGAAAUCUGACCUUAGUUCCUCGUCGAGUGCGUUACACAAGAUAUCGUGGAUGACUUGACAUAUCGUAGUUAUUAUCUUCUGUUUUUUAAUUGGCUAAUUACAAACAAUGAUGUACAGUACUCGGCGAUAUUUCGCUCCAGUUCAUGUGACAACAUCUAAGCAUCUUUUUCGUUAGGUUACCAGUCCUUCAUCCCACCCACACAUCUUUCUUUGCAAGAUUGGAUUAGACACUGUCAGAUAACUUUCGUCACCAAAACCUGCUUUACUGGUCACGUGGUCAGCCCUGGAUGAUCAGAAACUGUUUAAAAAAAACUAAAAACAAAUUUUGAUUACAAACACUUCACUGUUGGUAUUCUUACCUAUACUGAAAUGCCAGCAGGGUACAUGUAUCCUGCCACUUUGGACAUAGCGUAAGAAGGGAGAAAGAAGACUCGACAUUCUUAAAAUUCUUUAUUUUUGUUUUACACAGUAGACUCCUGUAGCAAAAUAAAUAAAUAAAAAAGAUAACGCUUGUAUUAUAUAAACAAACAUUUUGUAAACCAGCGCAGGAAAGGGAAUACUGUUAGUUUUAGUGUUUUAGUUGUUUUAGUGCAAUCCUAAAACUAAAAUUUCGCCUGCUUUAAUGUACUGUUAGUGAUUCCAACUUUACAAAAUAAAAUUGUGCACCACAUCUGGACGAGUCAAGGCCAGAUGGAGGAAAUGCUGAAGAGCUUGACCACGGUGGUAAUGACUCGCCACGCCACCUUCAGGAGCUGACCCCACACGUCUAGUUCGGCUAACAAGGGACAUUCGUUGUUUUUUGUGUUAUUUUUGGUUACAUUUAUUCUAGCACAACAUAAAGUAUAUGAAGUACCGAUACAAAAACUAGAUGUAUGGCAUGGCUUUUGAACUAGAAGUUAGAAAAUUUGCUGAAAAAAUCGCGCAAAGCACGAGAGAGCAAGUUUGGAGAACAGGACCUGUCUUCUGCAUCUCUUGCAACCUUUAAACUUGCUUUUGGCGAUCUCGGAAACAGCUUUCGCUUUGGAUGUAGGACUUUGGAGUUUACAGUGUGAAGCAGUCCUUGAAAAUCUUUGUAUGUGAGUUUGACAACAUGGUAUUACCGCUUUUUCUUUUCUUGUACGGAUAAGCAAUAAUGUGUGAAUGUAUUGGACGUUUGUUACAGUUCAGACUGUUAUUUUGCGUUUUUAUAUAUUUUAACAUGCCAUUGUAUAUGCAAAGUAAGCAUUUAUCGUUUCCUUUCCCACCAAAUUUGAAAGUUUUUCCACAUGAUAUUGUUGUACGAUACAAACCACUGGUGAUAUUGGAUGCAGUGAUACUUAGCGCACUUGGUGUAUUUUAUAGUAUGAAGAAUAGGGCAAACGAUUUGUUGGUGUUUUAAUAAUAGUAUAUUCAAAAAAAAGCAAUGAGAAGGAACUGAUGGAGGAUUUUUUUUAGGCUUUGCAAAUAAAGAAAUGGGAUAAUCUUCAGACCAAGAACAAUACAAACAAUCAUAAUGUGAUCGAAAUCUGGUCAGUGAUUAAAUAAGGUAUAAAGACAAACAAAUAAGACAGGAAGAUAAUCAAAGAACCGAAAAUUGCAGAACGAGUAUCAUGGAGUGUAGGGAAAGGUUAGGGUUGGGUUUGGCAACAAAAUCUUGUAACGUUUCUACAGCUUCAGUAUCUAUUGAUGAUCAACCUAUUUAUUGACGAACAUUGACAGUUUAUAAAUGCAUGUAUCUAUAAAUCGUCGGUGAAGGUUCUGGCAAGGGUACGACAGCUUGUGUCAGAUACAGCUGGUUACUCCAGUGUUUUAUUUUACAGCUGGCUACUCCAGCUGUCACGCAGGUAGCGAACAUUGGACGUCGGCACACAAAUGUCUCACGUUCGCCAGCGAGUGAUCUGUCCACUCGGCUUUACUUGGGUUUUUUUUCUCUUUUGAACAUUAUUACCAUGGGAUUGUUGGCACUUGCUUUCACACUUUAAGUUUCCUACUAUGAGGUACACCGCUUCAUAAUGCUUACGGUGUUACAGUGAUUACAAUUAAAAUGUAUAUAUACAACGAA
This is a messenger RNA of Pomacea canaliculata, 3434 nucleotides long. Its product is annotated as transmembrane protein 178B-like. The transcript is spliced from 6 exons. NCBI's taxonomy places the organism in Eukaryota, Metazoa, Mollusca, Gastropoda, Architaenioglossa, Ampullariidae. Gene Ontology annotation, cellular component: membrane. Bases 279 to 1223 code for a protein of 314 amino acids. The record is from RefSeq and is a predicted model, not a curated record.